Molecule: messenger RNA, 1314 nt
Organism: Triticum turgidum subsp. durum (durum wheat)
Lineage: Eukaryota; Viridiplantae; Streptophyta; Magnoliopsida; Poales; Poaceae
Source: the annotation of a GenBank genome assembly
AUGGCUUCAGUAGGCGUUGCUCCCUCUGGGCACAAGAACAGCAGCGGCACCAGCAUGGGUGCUGAGAAGCUACCAGAUCAGAUGAACGAUUUGAAGAUAAGAGAUGAUAAGGAAGUGGAAGCUACUAUUAUUAAUGGCAAGGGAACAGAGACUGGACACAUAAUUGUCACAACUACUGGUGGCAAAAAUGGUCAGCCGAAACAGACCGUGAGCUACAUGGCUGAGCGGAUUGUUGGUCAAGGUUCAUUUGGUAUUGUAUUCCAGGCUAAAUGUUUGGAGACAGGGGAAACUGUUGCCAUUAAGAAGGUCCUUCAGGAUAAGCGCUACAAGAACCGUGAGCUACAGACCAUGCGCCUGCUUGACCACCCAAAUGUUGUAGCUCUGAAGCAUUGUUUCUUUUCUACAACUGAGAAGGAUGAACUGUAUCUAAACUUGGUUCUUGAGUAUGUGCCUGAGACUGUCCAUCGUGUUGUCAAGCAUUACAACAAGAUGAACCAGCGCAUGCCACUAAUCUAUGUUAAGCUGUAUACGUACCAGAUAUGUAGGGCUCUGGCUUACAUUCAUGGCAGCAUUGGAGUUUGCCACAGGGAUAUCAAGCCGCAAAAUCUUCUGGUAAACCCACACACUCACCAGCUGAAACUGUGUGACUUUGGGAGUGCAAAAGUUCUUGUUAAGGGAGAACCGAACAUAUCGUACAUUUGUUCCCGAUACUAUAGGGCUCCAGAGCUCAUAUUUGGUGCUACCGAGUACACUACAGCCAUUGACAUUUGGUCUGCUGGAUGUGUUCUUGCUGAGCUUAUGCUAGGGCAGCCUCUGUUUCCUGGUGAAAGUGGUGUGGACCAGCUUGUUGAAAUCAUCAAGGUCCUUGGUACUCCUACAAGGGAAGAAAUUAAAUGCAUGAACCCCAAUUAUACGGAGUUCAAAUUCCCACAGAUUAAAGCACACCCAUGGCACAAGGUAUUCCAUAAAAGGAUGCCACCUGAAGCUGUUGAUCUAGUCUCUCGGCUCCUCCAGUACUCGCCCAACCUAAGAUGCACUGCUGUGGAGGCACUUGUUCACCCCUUCUUUGAUGAGCUUCGGGACCCGGGUACCCGCCUUCCGAAUGGCCGCUUUCUGCCUCCUCUUUUUAACUUCAAGCCUAACGGAACUGAAAGGAAUCCCAGCGGAUGUUGCGGCAAAAUUGAUCCCAGAACACGCGAGAAAGCAGAGCCCCCAUGCAUGACUAUGAGAUGUUUGUCUCACGAGUCGUUGGAAUUGCAUCGACAAGUGCGCAUUUCUCCUGGGGAUGUUGGUUGGGCAGGCAUGCGAGCGUGA